Messenger RNA from Coregonus sp. 'balchen', 10741 nucleotides. Lineage: Eukaryota; Metazoa; Chordata; Actinopteri; Salmoniformes; Salmonidae. The record is from the annotation of a GenBank genome assembly.
AUAAAUUAGGUGAUCUGGAACGUGCCCUCUAUUAUGGAAAUUCAAACAUCCGGGCACCUGAUCCAUUCAAGGCUGAUAGAAGAUGGCUUCGGCAAUGAGAAUUACGUCAACUGCAAAUACACUAAAUUCAAUAGAAAAUCAAACCAGCGAGGAGGAGGAUGGCCAGAAUUUAUGGUGAGUAUCGGCCCUGAACUGUACAAUAAUAUGGCUUUUAGAAAGACCUAGCUCGCCUGUCAGAGCCCCUUUGAAUGGUUUUAGGUUUUGAAAAAUCUGGUUCUAGGGAGUAGCGCAUCAGAUUGAAUGGCAGGGAUACGGGUGCUUGGUAUUUGUCUGAUGUCAUUGUGUCUUGCAGGUCCUCUAUUUUGAGUGAGGUAUCGACGCGUUCACGGUCAAAAUUGCCGUCUGGGAAAAAUGUUCUUAUUAUGGGUAAGCCUAUUUAAUUUUCUGCUUGCAAUGUGUAAUAUUGACACGGGAUGGACCACCUGCUCUCUCAGCUACUCCAGAGUGCGGAAUGCUAGACAAGGAGUGCCUCUCACCACGCGUUCUGUAUUCCAUUAUAAUGUAAAUAACUGCCAGUAUUGGACCAUUGUUGCGAGGUUUGAGAAACAAUUGAUGAUUAACCUAAUCAUGGCAGGCUAUUGUUAAAUGCAUUCGUAACAGCGCGGCCUAUUGUCCAACAAAAUAUGGACAGUGUUUCAUAGACGACUGAAAAUGGCAAUUUCUGCAGAAGGUCAGAUCUGAUCUGAUCAGAUCACAUUGAAAGAGUGAUGAUAUUCAACACCUGCUAGUUUAAUCCGUAAGAGAAAUCCCUCAACAAGCAAAUUAGAUUACAUAUAUUUCUUAUCUGGUCGAAUAGUGGUAUACAGUGCCUUCAGAAAGUAUUCACACUCCUUGAAAAUAGAUUAAAUUGAUAUUAUUUUGUCACUGGCCUACACACAAUACCCCAUAAUGUAAAAGUGGAAUUAUGUUUUUUGAAAUGUAUUACAAAUGAAAAGCUGAAAUGUCUUGAGUCAAGUUUAGGAGUAAAAAUGUGUUUAACAAGUCACAUAAGUUGCAUGGACUCACUCUGUGUGCGAAGUGUUUUUAACAUGAUUUUUGAAUGACUACCUCAUCUCAGUUCCCCACACAUACAAUUAUCCCUCAGUCGAGCAGUGAAUUUCAACCACAAAGACCAGGGAGGUUUUCCAAUUCCAAAAGCAGACAUUGAAUUUCCCUUUGAGCAUGGUGAAGUUAUUAAUUACACUUUGGAUGAUGUAUCAAUACACCCAGUCACUACAAAGAUACAGGCAUCCUUCCUAACUUGUUCAGUCAAAAGAACAAAUCUUUUGACUCAUUCCGUUCAUUUGGGUCAGUAAGAGCCAAAUUAUGCUUGCUCCGGAAAUGUGGUCAGUGGCACCGUAUGGAUGGUGUGAUGCAAUUGCGGAGGCACGCAGAGGCCAAAUGAGCUCCAUACUGCAUCGCUGUGCGCCUCUCAAAUGUUGUAACAAUGUGGAGGGUUCCGUAUAGCUCUGCAUUACAUGAUUGGUUGACGGUAGGUGAGGGCGGGAGGGCGGGAGGUCCUGUGUAAACACAAACUCACUUCCUUGAUAACUUCCUUCACAACAGCUCUGCGCUGAUGUAUGAAUGCCCUGACUUCUGCAGAGGACAUGUCACCGUAAAUGCUGCACGGCCAAUGCAGACGUCGGAAUGACCAUGCCGCACCUUUAAUGCCCAGAGCACACAGGACCUCCUACCGACGAACGAUGAACUGAAAACUGUCGUUCACAGUAGGGGGCUUAUUGGAGCUGUCAUUUGUGACUGAGACUUGUAAACGUGUGCUUUAAACAAUGUACAUUUGUUGAUUGCUAGGCAUACAAAUUAAAUGUAUUUCUUGAUACAUUUGAAACAAGGUCCUUCUAGCUGUGGUUGCUACCGGACUAGAUUGUGAACAACUCUUGGCGGAAUGCAUUGCUUGACUGUCGUGAGAGUUCAGUCGUUCACGAACUGCAGCCGACUAAACAAAUCGUUCUCGAGUUUGUUGAGCAGAGGCUGUGCAUGUUUUGGUUCUACAAAGCUGUGUCCAGCAUAACAUUAAAUAAUCAAUUAAUUGCAGUCAUUCUUGCACCAUAUGAUCAAUUAUCAGUUCUAAACAUGUAUCUUCUCUAUGCUCAUGAUCUAUUUUCCUGCGCGCAUAUGACAGACAGUUGGGGGUCGGAGCACGUCUCUGGAGCCGGAGGAGCCUGAAUGGAAGGUGCUGCAUGGUCAUUCUGACUUCUGCAUUGGCCGUGCAGUAUUUACUGACACGGCCUCUGCAGAUGUCAGGGCAUUCAUACUUCUUGAGCUUCGCUGAGCAGCACAGUGCUGUUGUGAAGGAAGUUGUCAUGGAAACCGCUCAGGGAUUUCACCAUGAGGCCAAUGGUGACUUUAAAACAGUUACAGAGUUUAAUGGCUGUGAUAGAAAACUGAGGAUGAAUCAACAACAUUGUAGUUACUCCACAAUACUAACCUAAUUGACAGUGGGGAAAAAAAGGAGCCUGUACAGAAUACAAAUAUUUUUUUUAGUCAUUUUUAGCAGACGCUCUUAUCCAGAGCGACUUACAGUUAGUGAGUGCAUAAUAAAAAAAAGAGUAACUUUAUGUCCUGAAUACAAAGCGUUAUGUUUGGGGCAAAUCCAAUACAACACAUCUCUGAGUACCACUUCAUAUUUUCAAGCAUAAUGGUGACUGCAUCAUGUUAUGGGUAUGCUUGUCAUUGGCAAGGACUAGGGAGUUUUUUAUUUUUUUAUGAUAAAAAGAAACGGAGUGGAGCUAAGCACAGGCAAAAUCCUAGAGGAAAACCUGGUUCAGUCUGCUUUCCAACAAACACUGGGAGACGGUCACCUUUCAGCAGGACAAUAACGUAAAAAACAAGACCAAAUAAACACUGGAGUUGCUUGACAUUGAAUGUUCCUGAGUGGCAUGGUUACAGUUUUGACUUAAAUCGGCUUGAAAGUCUAUGGCGAGACUUGAAAAUGGCUGUCUAGCAAUGAUCAACAACCAACUUGACAGAGCUUGAAGAAUUUUUUUAAUAGUAAUGUGCAAAUGUUGUACAAUCCAGAUGUGCAAAGCGCUACCAAAGGUGAUUCUAACAUGUAUUGACUCGGGGUUGAAUACUUUUGCUUUUAUAUAUAUUUUUUUUACAAAUGUUAGAAUUUUUCUUCCACUUUGACAUUAGAGUAUUUUGUGUAAAUCGUUUACAAAAAAUGACAAUUACAUCCAUUUUAAUCCCACUUUGUAACACAACAAAAUAUGGAAAAAGGUCAAGGGGUGUGAAUAUUUUCUGAAGGCACUGUAGUUGCCCUGCAUAUAGGCCUAACUCAUUUUGUGAGCUAAAGCUGCAUUGAUGCAAGAUCAUAGAUAAUUGUAUAGGCCUAGAGCACUGGCCACCGCAGGCAACCGACCUAAAGGCCUAAUGGAGCCUGCAGUAGGCUAUAACGUGUUUUAAUAAUUUCGCUUAGCAUGCAGUUUACCUGAACGUAUGUGUUUCAUGUUUGCUGCAGGUGAGACGGGGGCAGGUAAGACCACUCUGAUAGCCAAACUGCAGGGAGUUGAAGAAUACAUGAAAGGCAGAGGACUGGAGUACCUGUACUUUAACGUUCACGAUGAUGACAUCGAUGGUAAGUGUGGCUUUUUGGAACAUGAUGAGAAAACAAAGGUUUGUUUUAGUUCAUGAUAUAGCUCGGGCAUCAGUUUAUGAUGGAUCACUGGUGAUCAAUAGGAUAGCAUGGUACGAUUUCUCCUUUUUGGUGUGAUUUGACCCCAAACUGUUUGUGUGUCUGUGCAGAUCAUGCUAUGUGUAACGCAUGGAUUCUGGACGGUGACCUGUAUCACAAAGGCCUCCAGAAGUUUGCUGUGUGUGGGGAGAACCUGGCCGACACUAUGGCCCUGCUGGUAGUGGACAUGUCCAGACCGUGGACGGUGCUGGACUCUCUGCAGAAGUGGGCCAGCGUGCUGCGAGAACACAUCGACAAGCUCCGAGUCAACCCAGAGACACUGAGGGACAUGGAACAGAGAUGUACGUCUAUGAAUCUGCGAGAUGGAGGGGGGUGGGGAGACAGACACAGACAUUCUUACUUCAUAACAUUAAAGACAGAAAUGGCUACUUCAACAGUAUUUCUUUAAAACUUUGAUUAGCCAUGAGAUGUAAACUAUAAAGUUAAUCGAGAUGAAUUGUUCUGGGUUUGAAUGAAAAAGGGUAAAAUAGCAGUCUAAAAUGGAAUCUCUUCCUCCCUCUCCUCUACCGCUAGUGGUCCGACAGUUCCAGGAGUACACAGAGCCAGGGGGAGACCACAGCGCCUCUCCCAAGAGGAGGAACCCCAUGGCUGGGGAGGCUGAGGAGGAGUGUGUGGUCCUCCCUUUGGGAGAGGAGACACUCACACACAACCUGGGCGUGCCUGUUAUGGUGGUGUGCACAAAGGUAGGGUGGGCAAACCAUCUGGCAUUAGGGAAAGAACAAGGCAACUUCAUUUAACUCAACUUAUCAAAAUAUACUUUCAGUGUCAUUGGUAUGGUUUCUUUAUUCAUACAUGUGUAUAAAGGAUGGAAAAUCUGUCAUUGUGUUUUACACUAUUUCUAAUUUCCUCUGCUUUCAAUCUCUUUUUCAAUCUUGUCUUGUGUGGCUUACCCUUUCUCUCUCUCAGUAUUCUCUUUCCCUCUCUCCACUUCCCUCCUCCUCUGCAGUGUGACACGUUUGUCAGUCUAGAGAAAGAGCAUGACUACCGGGAAGAACACUUUGACUUCAUCCAGUCUCACAUCCGACACUUCUGCUUGCAGUGUAUCCUUCCGACUCACCGACUGGUUGUCUGACCUAAGAGUUGGCAUUCCGCUGGCGUUAUUCUUUCAAACUAAUACAUUUUCAUGUUUUUCUUCGAUGUACUAACAAUGUGCAGGCACCAGUUUCAGGUUUUUCUUGUGUGAAGUGAGCACGGUCUUUCUUAGCUAGGUAUUAGAGGGGUCUUUAAGAUAUCGUUGGCCAUUCUAUCAAUAAUACUAUCCUUGACAAGUAGUGGCCUCUCAGAUGGCGCUGCGCUGCUAUACACGUCAAUGAAGGAGAACAAGAACAUAGACCUAUUGUAUAAAUACCUGGUCCAUAGAUUAUACGGGUUUCCCUUUGACAUGCUGGCCCAGGUGGUGGAGAAAGACUCAGUAUUCAUGUAAGUGUGACUCUGUGUUCUCACUAAUGAAACAUUUAGCCUUUUUUCUCAUGUGCUGGUGACACUGACAUUUUUAGUUAUUUAGUUUUUUCAUGCUUUUCGUGGUUUGUUGUCUUCCAGCCCAUCAGGAUGGGAUAAUGAAAAAAAGGUCGCCAUUUUAUAUGAAACCUUUCAGUCGUUGAAAAGGGAAGACAAGUUUGAGGAGGUUAUCGUCCAGCCUCCUGUUAGAAAGGUAAUAGAACUCCCAGAUCUCCUCCUUCUUCUUGCCACUGACAUUACGUUUUAGAAACAAGUGUCAUUUUAAAAGACCUUUUAACUAACCCUACACUCUAGGAGUAGGAUCUUGGAGUUGAUUGAACUUGACUGAAUGAAUCUAAACUCCUUAGCCCUGAUCAGGGUCAGAGGUUACUACUGGCAUGCAGGGUUGGUGCUGUGUCUGGGUGGAUUGGGGGAUUCUGGGUGUUUUGCUCUCUCUCCAGUCCUCUCCUCUGGACUUUACUGGGCUCCGGGAUGAGUACCAUAAUCUCAAAUAACAUCAGAUUACCAGGAUGAGCCUGCCUGUACUCAGAUUACAGUGCCAAAACCCAAGGCCAAACAAAUAUGUACUUAAUCGGAUGUACACUAAACUAACACAUUAGGAUGACUUGCAGGUCAUUUUGUGGAGAAACGGUAUAUAGGUAUGUUUGUUUAUGAUGUUUUUGUUUUUUUUGUGCAGUUUGUACAUGAAAAGGAACUAGGUGCGGAGGAUGACCAAGUGUUUCUCCUAAAGCUUCAGGUAAGUGAGAAUGUACAGUAUAUAUUGAUACAGCUGGUAUGACCCAAAACAUGACUUUGAUAAUAUUGCAUGACGCUAAUCUGACAUCAGCUGUUAUAACAGUUUAUUUCUGCCAUUUGCCAUAUGAAUUAGGUUAGUUGUGUUAAGGGCGUCAGACUCUAUCUGGACUGUCACACUGACAUGCUCUGUGUUGUUGUUUAACAGACCCUGUUGUCCAAGCAGCCCCCAGCGGCGGCAGGCAGACCAGUGGUAAGUGUCUGGGGAAACAUGCUACUGUAAAGGACCAAAAGAAGAGUUCAUGUAGAUCUUCUGAUAUAUGCAAUACAUGAUCCUCUCCUCCUCCUUCCUUUCCUGUCUCUUCUCUUUCUCUCCCCUCCCUUCUCCUCAUCCUCUCUCCUCUUCUCUCUACCUUUCCUGUAUCAUUCCUCCCCCUCUUCCUCUCAGGACACCACAAACAGAGCACCCACUGGCUCUCCUCGGGUGUCAAACCGCUCGGCAACAGCAAACAUGGCCAAUGUGAUGCCCAUGCAACCAGGUACCAAGACCAUAGAUCCCAGAUAACUCAUUCUGCUAAAAUGACUAAGAUUAGCUUUGGCACCAGUGCUAAGUUUGCACCUAUAUUUUGUACAUAGGGAAUGAAACCGUUAGCCUAACUGUUAUUAUUAUUAUUAUUAUUAUUAUUAUUAUUAUUUUUAAACAAUACCUGCCAACCUUGCUUGUUCACUUAGUAACUGUGGUGUUUUGUCUCUUUUUGUUUUUCGCUGUGCCAUUAGGCGGGCAGACCAGCGAGGGCGUGCUGGCUAACUUCUUCAACAGUCUGCUGAGCAAGAAGACCGGGGAAGGGGGUGGGGCCAACAACACGCCCAGAACAGUCCGGAAAUCAGGUACUGCUCCACACAUAGAAGAUAUCUAACUCUUUUAUCAUACACCUUCUAGUAAAGUUCUAGAUAGCACAGUGACAGGUAUUCUUCCCCAAAUUUCCACAGAAAGACAGGACUUGAAAUAGAAAAUGUUCCAUUCUGUCAUCUCACUGCAUGUCUGUCACUGUGGUUGUUUAGGUGCACUGUGCACGUGGGUGUCCUGUCCUCCUCCUGAUUUUAUUAGACUCACUCCCACUCCUUCCAUUGUCUUUACCAGCGGUUCUAAACCUCAGUAACUAAGCUCAUGAGGCAUUUAGAAGUUCUAUUCUUCAAGAGUCGUUGGUGUAAUAGAGAAUUUCCAUGGAAACCAGAAGGUGAGCAGUCAUUGAUCAAAUCAAUCCGGUUUAAUAGAAGUUGCAACAGGGAGAUAACCUCCAGCAUAGAACAUUUCUAACUGGCCUUCUCUAAGUAGGCCCUUAUGUUCUAAUCUCACAGCACCAAUGUUCUGUGAACACCCGCCGAGAGGCUUGUAGGAAGUCACCGCUUCAGUUGCUACAGAAUCACAGAAUACAAUAACAACCAGUGUCAUCGGUCCUUGUACCUCCAGUCUGGCAUCAAUCACUAUCAACAGAUAUGAGCGCAAUCCAUAACAUUCAGUAUCAAGUCUAGUGACCAUACACAAUGAGUGUCCCAAAUAGAAUACUAAAAAUCAUGUGUAUUACAUAAAGGGAGAACAUAUAAAUAUGCAAAGUAUUGUGGUAAUAUGAACUUUAUUCAUCUUAAAUAUGACCAUUACAAAUGGCUAUAUAUCUUCAAAAGUUCAGAAAUUGAUGCAUGUACCAAACUUACAGUGAAUAAAAAUAUAAACGCAACAUGCAACCAUUUCAAAGAUUUUACUGAGUUACAGUUCAUAUAAGGAAAUCAGUCAAUUGAAAUAAUUUCAUUAGGCCCUAAUCUAUGGAUUUUACAUGACUGGGAAUACAGAUAUGCAUCUGUUGGUCACAGAUACCUUUAAAAAACAGUAGCGGUGUGGAUCAGAAAAUCAGUCAGUAUCUGGUGUCACGCUGCAUGAGCCAAAUGGUGGUCACACAUCUCCUUCACAUAGAGUUGAUCAAGCUGUUGAUUGUGGCCUGUGGAAUGUUGUCCCACUCCUCUUCAAUGUCUGUGCGAAGUUGCUGGAUAUUGGCGAGAACUGGAACACUGUGUCGUACACGUUGAUCCAGAGCAUCCCGUGCUCAAUAGGUGACAUGUCUGGUGAGUAUGCAGGCUCUGGAAGAACUGGGACAUUUUCAGCUUCCAGGAAUUGUGUACAGAUCCUUGCGACAUGGGGCCGUGCAUUAUCAUGCUGAAACAUGAGGUGAUUGUGGUGGAUAAAUUGCACGACAAUGGGCCUCAGGAUCUCAUCACGGUAUCUCUGUGCGUUCAAAUUGCCAUCGAUAAAAUGCAAUUGUGUUUGUUGUCCGUAGCUUAUGCCUGCCCAUACCAUAACCCCACUGCCACCAUGGGGCACUCUGUUCACAACGUUGACAUCCGCAAACCACUCGCCCAUACAACGCCAUCUGCCCGGUACAGUUGAAACCGGGAUUUAUCCGUGAAGAGCACACUUCUCCAGCCAUCGAAGGUGUGCAUUUGCCCACUGAAGUCUGUUACGACGCCAAACUACAGUCAGGUCAAGACCCUGGUGAGGAUGACGAGCACACAGAUGAGCUUCCCUGAGAUGGUUUCUGACAGUUUGUGGAGAAAUUCUUUGGAUGUGCUGGUCUCAGACGACCCCGCAGGUGAAGAAGCCAGAUGUGGAAGUCCUGGGCUGGCGUGGUUACACGUGGUCUGCAGUUGUGAGGCUGCAAAUUCUCUAAAACGACGUUGGAGAUGGCUUAUGGUGGAGAAAUUAACAUUAAAUUGUCCUGCAACAGCUCUGGUGGACAUUGCUGCAGUCAGCAUGCCAAUUGCACGCUCCCUCAAACUUGAGACAACUGCACAUUUUCAAGUGGCCUUUUAUUGUCCCCAGCACAAGGUGCACCUGUGUAAUGAUCAUGCUGUUUAUUCAGCUUCUUGAUAUGCCACACCUGUCAGGUGGAUGGAUUAUCUUGGCAAAGGAGAAAUGCUCACUAACGGGGAUGUAAACAAAUUUGUGCACAAAAUUUGAAAUAAAUAAGCUUUUUGUGCGUAUGGAACAUUUCUGGGAUCUUUUAUUUCAGCUCAUGAAACAUGGGACCAACACUUUACUUGUUGCGUUUAUAUUUUUGUUCAGUAUAGAUUGCCCCUUUUUUAAAGUAGUAAAUAGUUCUGUCCUAAAUGACCCUUUUUGUUUAUGCUGGUUUUCAGUCAACCUUUUAAUAAUCAUGAUGUAACCUAUAAUUGUCUAAUGAUGUGGAUGGUAGAUCAACUGAUCAUAACUGAGUUCUCAAUCCGGUGCUCCGGAUUGUAUUUUAGAACCCCUUCUAUGUCCGUUGCUCAUCUUUCUCUGUGUGUGUGUUAGUUACAGGAUGCUGGCCCCGCUAAGGUCGGUGUAUCAUGUAACUCUCCUGCAUGCGGUCAUAUUCAUGGGGCAUGCUCACUCUGUAGCCAUAUAACCAUUCCACCAUUCAACAAACCCUGAUUUUAUGUUGUAAACAUGACCCCUAAGCAUGAUGGGAUGUUUAUUGCUUAAUUAACUGAGGAACCACACCUUUGUGGAGUCUGGUGGGUGGAGCUAUAGGAGGACGGCCUCAUUGUAAUGGCUGGAUUGAAAUUGAUGGAACGGUAUCAAACAUAUUGACUCUGUUCCAUUAACACCAUUCCAGCUAUUACAAUGAGCCCGUCCUCCAAUAGCUCCUCCCACCAGCCUCCUCUGUUGUGGAAGCACCUCUUUUCAAUAUACUUUGUAUCCUUCAUUUACUCAAGUGUUUCCAUUAUUUUGGCAGUUACCUGUAGAUCUGCAGCGGUUCUUUUGACUCCUUUGUACUUGGUCAGUUAGACUGACCGGCCUGUUUCCCUGCCCUUGUGUUCCUGCACACACACAGAGCCUGCCUGGCCCAAAUGAGUGGAUGUGGCUGGGUGCGCCAUCGGCUUUUGCUUGUUUGGGUCCUAAGCCUCCUUGUUUGUUUCUGCUCAUUCUGCUACUCCAUAGGUCUGCCACUAAAGGACAGCACAGAGCUCAUGUCCUCCCAUAUCCUCAUUUGUUGCUACUCCCCAGACGUCAGACAUACAGGUCUGCCACUAAAGCCAAGAGUGUGCAAAGCUGUCAUCAUGGCAAAGGGUGGCUAUUUGAAGAAUCUCAAAUAUAAAAUAUAUUUUGAUUUGUUUAACACUUUGUUGGUUACUACAUGAUUCCAUAUGUGUUAUUUCAUAGUGUUGAUGACUUCACUAUUAUUCUACAAUAUAGAAAAUAGUAAAAAUAAAGAAAAACCCUUGAAUGAGUAGGUGUGUCCAAACUUUUGACUGGUACUGUAGGUCUGCCACUAAAGGACAGCACAGAGCUUAUGUCCUCCCAUAUCCUCUUUUGUUGUAAAAGGCCUUAGUAGUUGGUUAGAACUAAUUUCUUUGUUUUCAGAAUUUGAUUUACAUUUUUACAUUUUAGUCAUUUAGCAGACGCUCUUAUCCAGGGUGACUUACAGUUAGUGAGUGCAUACAUUUUCAUACUGGCCCCCCGUGGGAAACGAACCCACAACCCUGGCGUUGCAAGCGCCAUGCUCUUCCAACUGAGCUACAGGGGACUAUUGAUGUAUUCAUUUGUUUCAUAUGUAUGUUUUAUUUGUCAUUUUCAAAUGGUGCCACAAAGAGAGUACAACUGCAAACUGAUCUUUGUCCCAAUACUAGCAAUUGGGUGAAAGUGUAUUUUUAACACCAAGACCUAUUUUGUGAACUCUUCCAGGGUCAAAGAUGGGACUAGACGGUGAGCCAGAGGCGUCCUCCCCCACCUCACCCUCCCCCCCAGCCGACAUGGAGGAGUCCUGA